CGACACUCCCACAGUCUUUUAUAUCACAAUGCGCUCUUUCAUCACCCUCGCAAUCCUCUACGCCGGCUUCGCCGCCGCCCUCCCCGUCCCCCAGCUCGGCCAAGUCACCGACGCCCUCUCCGGCGCCGAGCAAGAAGUUGACGGACUCGUUUCUGGUCUCGGCCUUGGCCUCCGCCAGCUCGACGGUCUCGAGAAGGAAGUUGAAGGCCUCGUCUCGGGCCUUGGUGUCCGUCAGACCGAGGCCCUCUCUGGCCUCGAGCAAGAGGUUGAGGGCCUCGUCUCUGGCCUUGGCCUCCGUCAGCUCGACGGCCUUGAGCAGGAAGUCGAGGGCCUCGUUUCUGGCCUCGGCGUCCGCCAGCUUGACGGCCUCGAACAGGAAGUCGAGGGUCUCGUCUCGGGCCUCGGUGUCCGUCAGACUGAGGCCCUCUCGGGUCUCGAGCAGGAAGUUGAAGGUCUCCUCUCUGGCCUCGGCGUCCGCCAACUCGACGGCCUCGAGCAGGAGGUAGAGGGUCUCGUCCAGGAGCUGGGUCUCCGUCAGCUCGAUGGUCUCGAGCAGGAAGUCGAAGGUCUCGUCUCGGAGCUCGGUCUUCGCCAGACUGAGGCUCUUUCCGGGCUUGAGCAGGAGGUUGAGGGUCUCGUCAGCGGCCUCGGCGUUCGCCAGCUUGACGGCCUCGAGCAGGAAGUUGAGGGUCUCGUCAGCGAGCUUGGCCUCCGUCAGACCGAGGUCGUCUCCGAGGUUGAGCAGGAGGUCGAGGGUCUCGUUUCGGGCCUCGGUGUUCGUCAGACUGAGGCCCUCUCGGGCCUUGAGCAGGAAGUUGAGGGCCUCGUCAGCGAGCUCGGCCUCCGUCAGCUCGACGGUCUUGAGCAGGAGGUUGAGGGUCUCGUCAGCGAGCUCGGUCUCCGCGCCGACAUCGUCUCUGAGGUCGAGUCGGAGCUCUCCGGUCUCCAGAAGGGUCUCUAAACGCCCAGCCCACCCUCGAUACCCGCCUCUGUCACAUACCCCAACCAGCCCCCAUCCCCCGCACUAAACGUGCCUUGACAUCGCCAACCGCC
Coniophora puteana RWD-64-598 SS2 is the source of this 1053-nucleotide messenger RNA. RefSeq lists its product as uncharacterized. The record is from RefSeq and is a predicted model, not a curated record. The transcript has 2 exons. Bases 29 to 961 code for a protein of 310 amino acids. NCBI's taxonomy places the organism in Eukaryota, Fungi, Basidiomycota, Agaricomycetes, Boletales, Coniophoraceae.